UGAAGUGAGGCAGGAAAUAGAUUAUUUUUUUUCUUUUUAGAAACUAGUUUGUAUUUUUAUUUGGACGUUUUUGUAUAUCCCAGCGUUGUAAGAGACAGUUUAGACUGAAGGAGAAAACUUCUACCGUCGGCUUCGUUUAAUUUUAGGCUAACGCUUUUUUUAUUAACUUGUACAGUAAUUGUUCGGAGUUGGGCGCUAAGCUCAUUUUCUGGAUGUUUCUAACAUGUUGACACAUAGUCGGUAAACUUAUUUUUUUGUGUGUUUUAUAUUUUUUCUGUGUUGCAGCUUCAGCUGAGUUUGCAAACUGCAUUUUUUGCUUGCAGGGGUGAUUUUUUUUUUUACCUCCUUCUGCAUUUCUCUUACUUUCUUAUGCCGACCUUUUGGGGCAGGUGUGCUGAAAGUAGGCCAGGUGUGCUGUGGUACAGAUAGGGUUCACUGUAGUGUGCUACCGGUCCAACAGCAGACUUCAGGGAUUUGUUAGAGAGGUGUCACCAUGCUGCUCUCUCUGGUUGUGCACACAUACUCUCUGCGGUACUGGUUUCCUGCCACCUUCAUGCUGGGUACAGCCCCAGCAUAUGUGCUCUCAUGGGGGGUCUGGCAUUUACUUUCCACUGUCCUACCAGCAAGUCUUUACCAUAAAAUAGACGACCGACUGUACUGCAUCUACCAGAGCAUGGUCCUGUUCUUCUUUGAAAACUACACAGGGGUCGAGAUUGUUAUAUAUGGCGAUAUACCAAAGAAUAAAGAGAACGUUGUCUACCUUUCAAAUCACCAAUGUACAGCUGACUGGAUAAUUGCUGACAUGCUGGCCAUCAGACAAAGCGCCAUUGGUCACGUCCGAUACGUCCUAAAAGACGGGCUAAAGUGGCUCCCACUGUAUGGAUGGUAUUUCUCCCAGCAUGGAGGAGUCUUUGUGAAAAGAAGUGCAAAGUUUAAUGAAAGAGCCAUGAAGAAGAAGCUCCUAUCUCAGACUCGAUGUGGAGCACCAAUGUACCUCGUAAUUUUUCCCGAAGGAACCCGGUACAACCCAGAGCUGAAGAAUGUUAUCACUGACAGUCAGAAGUUUGCUGAGAGAGAAGGUCUGGCUGUCCUGAAGCACACUCUCACACCCAGAGUGAAGGCAUCCCACUUAGCUGUUGACAUCAUGAGUGACAGUCUGGAUGCUGUGUACGACAUCACUGUGGCUUAUGAGGGAACGCUGGAUAAAAACGGUCACAGAAGGCCUGCACCAUCCAUGGCAGAAUUCCUUUGCAAGGAGUGUCCCCGCAUCCACAUACAUUUCGACCGUGUGGACAUCAAGGGAAUCCCCUUAGAGCCUGGGCUUUUCCGCAGGUGGAUGCACAACCGCUUUGAAAUUAAGGAUCGGUUGCUGACAGAUUUCUACGAGUCAGAGGAUCCAAACAAAAAGUGCAGAUUCCCAGGCGAGGGCAGAAUCUCUCCGCUGAAACUCUCAAAGUCCCUCCCCUCGGCGAUGAUUUUAGGAGGGCUGACGCUGCCAAUGCUGCUGACGGAGAAUGGCAGGAAGCUUUAUGUGAGAACCUGGGUUUAUGGGACACUUCUGGGCUGGCUCUGGGUGAACAUUUCUCCCUAACGGUUCCAGGGUCUGACUGCCAUGGAGAGACACGAGGAAGGUUCGCAAAUCCCCUUUCCUGUGCUGCAGAAACAGAGUCUGUUUCAGAGGCAGAGCAGUACCUGAUACGAUACAAGAGUAUUGAUUGUCCAGCUGUUGAGCGGAGACACUGAGAAAUACUUGAAGCUUUGUGUAAAAAUUAUUAAUAUAGCAGAUUCAGUGAAACAUGACACAAAAAAUAUCCUGAUACAACUAGAUUUUGCCAAAUUAGCAUUCUUGCAUGCAGUUUAUUCAUUUGGACAUUAGCAAUUUCUAAAGCUCCUGUAUUUUUUUUUAAAAAACAAAGUGAACUGGCUACCUUAAAAA
Cyprinodon tularosa is the source of this 1936-nucleotide messenger RNA. It is a transcript of the gene agpat5, whose product is annotated as 1-acylglycerol-3-phosphate O-acyltransferase 5 (lysophosphatidic acid acyltransferase, epsilon). NCBI's taxonomy places the organism in Eukaryota, Metazoa, Chordata, Actinopteri, Cyprinodontiformes, Cyprinodontidae. The record is from RefSeq and is a predicted model, not a curated record. Gene Ontology annotation, molecular function: acyltransferase activity. The transcript has 8 exons. Gene Ontology annotation, cellular component: endomembrane system; mitochondrion. Bases 494 to 1591 code for a protein of 365 amino acids.